AGUCUUGCUUCUGCUGUCGGAGAGUGUAUGUCAGAUGUGAUCAGUGCGGCUUACAUCCACAGUGACUCGUUCCAAUCAUUCGACCUGACAGUUUUACUGGAUUAUUGUGCUGUUAUGAGUUGAACCCCCUUGUGCUUUGUGUAGUGUGUUGUGUGCUUCAUGAUUGAUGAAUAAACUGCAUCACUUCUCGCCUGCGUUCCUGCCGUAGCUAUGGAGAUCCGGCUGGACUUCCCUGGAUUCGCUGUACCGUGCCUGCUACUCCUUACCUGCAUUCUUCCAAUCGGGGAAGCCCAGCUCCAGUACUUUCGUGUCUCUCCUAAGGAUGAGAAGGUGCAAGAGGGAGAGGAGAUCACUCUGAAGUGCGAAGUUGCCAACCUUGCCGGCAGAGUGCAAUGGACCAAGGAUGGCUUCGCUCUUGGCUUCAACCACAUAAUCCCGGGCUACCCGCGGUACUCGAUGACAGGUGACAGCAGCAACGGGGUGUACAACCUGCGAGUGGUCAACGCCAGCCUCGAGGAUGACGCCGAGUUCCAGUGCCAAGUCGGUCCAGCCAAGUUCCACAAAGCCAUCCGAGCCAAUGCCAGGCUCUCUGUCAUAUCACCGCCUUCCUCGAUACAAAUUGUGGAUCACAAACCUAACGAGAAAAUUGAGAUUCAUGAGAAUCAAUCUCUGCAACUGGAAUGCCAAGUACGAAAUGCGAAACCAGCUGCAUCCAUUGUAUGGUACAGACAUAAUGUGGAACUCAAGCUUGAAAAACGAGAGGAUCGCAUCAUUGAGAUCUCGGUUCCCGGGCAGAAAAUCAAACGAUACACGAUUUCAAGCAAAAUCACGCUGACGCCGACGUCGGAUGAUGACAACACGGACUACACGUGCGCUGCCAAGCACGAGGCUUUGCCAGCUGACCUGCCCUAUGUCGCCACUGUCCAACUCAGUGUUUUAUACCCACCAGGCCCGCCGUACAUCGAAGGCUACACGGAAGGAGAAACAAUCAGACGAGGCCAGACCGUAGAGCUAGUGUGCAAGUCGAGAGGCGGCAACCCACCUGCGCAGGUCAUCUGGUACAAGAACGACGAGCAGAUCCACAUGCAGUACAGGACAACCACCAAAGUGUCCGAGAACAUCUACUCGUUCACGGCCGACUCCAGUGACAACAAGGCCAGAUACCGCUGCGAGGCCUCCAAUGUCAUGAGCGUGUCGCCUCUCAAAGCUGAGGUUGACUUGACUGUAUUCUUCGCACCGUCUCACGUGACAAUAUCGGGACCAACGGAAGCGAGGGUGGGCGACAUAGUGCCACUGACCUGCCUGACGGCUCCGAGCAAUCCGCCAGCCGAGGUGAAGUGGAUGAUCGGCGGCAAACAGGUGAAGAACGCGACACAGCGCACCUACACUGCGCAGGAGGGGGGAUGGAUCACCACCUCCAACACGACGGCCGUCGUCGUCCCUGACAAGAGGGCUCUCGUCGUCAUCUGCCACGGACUCAACAUGCAGCUCACCGAGAACGUUGUCAGCACGCACACCAUCAAUGUUCUCAAUCCACCCGGUGCGCCAACUAUCACAGGGGUUGAGGCGGGUAAACCCCUAACAGCCGGAAAAGUUACAAAACUCUCGUGCACAUCUUUGGGGGGAAACCCUCUUGCAACAUUGACUUGGUAUAAGAAUGAUAAAAAGAUCCCGUCGCAAACAAAAGAAGCAGGUAUCUCAGUACAAUCAGAAAUACAAAUUCUAACGAAUGUCACAGAUAAUGAAGCAAUCUACAAAUGUGAGGCAACUAAUCCUGCUACAGAAAUACCACUCAUUGCAACUGUCACCCUCAGUGUUCUUUACCCACCGGAACGCGUGCAAAUCCGCAAAGACCCCGAGGAGCUGCGUUCCAACUCGACUGCCACCCUGAUCUGCGACGCCAGCUCGAGCAACCCGCCGGCCAAGAUGACGUGGUGGCGGGAAGGCAUCCCCGUCACGGACGGCAUCAUGUCGCAGAGCUCCAAGCCGGGUCUGCAUGGCGGCACCGUCUCCUCCAUUCAGCUCAAGCUCAACAUCACUCCCGACAUCGAUGGCAUCGUGUACACGUGCAAGGCCUCCAAUGAGGAACUGCAGAGAUCCGUGCAUGACAUCGUUACAAUGAAUGUCUUGUACAAGCCAGUGUUCGUGGAAAUGACGGAAACAUCGUUCACUGGCGCAGAGGGAGAGAGCCUGAUUGUCUCGACGCAGGCCCAUGGCCGGCCGUCGACAAUCUCGUACACGUGGACUAAGGACACGUCGCCACUCGUCGCCGGGCCGUACCUGCAUAUCGAGAACUCCGUACUCAACUUCACCAGACUCAAUCGAAGCGAUGCCGGCUCCUACACUUGUGAAGCGGUCAACAGCGAGGGUGCCACUACUGUCACCAUCAACAUCACUGUGCAAUAUCCAAUGAUAAUAACUGAUAUCAGUAGUGAACUAAUAGUUGGAGAAGGCGAAGAUGGAGAGUUCUGGUGCCAGGUGGAAGGCAAUCCAAUCUCUGCCGAGAACAUCUCGUGGCGUCGCGAUAAAAAGCCAGACAUCGGCCAGAGGAUGGAAACGAUCUUCAGAAAUAACACGUCGACCAUGCUCCUGCACGCUGUCACCAAAGAUGACAUUGGACCAUACAACUGCGUCGUUGGCAAUGGAUUGGGCAAUCAGACUAGCAAGAGCACCUACUUAGUCCUGGACCCAGUGCGCUACGAAUCCGUGCUGAUUGUGAGAAACGUUGAGAACAGUGACUAUGGCAGAUACGAAUGCAUCGCUCGCAACGAGCUGGGUUUUGCCACGUCCAGUGUGACACUGGUCCUGAAGGCAGGUCCCGACCCGCCGACGGGCCUCACUGUGCUCAACACAACGCAUGACUCGAUGACCUUGGGGUGGACGCCCGGCUUCGACGGUGGACUUCCGGCCACGUUCCGGCUACGCUUCAGGCCUGUCACAACCUCCAAUGUCAAUUACAGGUACGAAGACGCAGGAAAUGUGACGAAAUAUACAGUCACCGGACUGAAUCUUGGUACGCAGUAUGUGUUCAGCAUAAUGGCACAAAACAAAAUGGGAGAAACAAAAUUCCUGCCAGACAUCGUGAAAGGCACGACGCUGAAAUCUCAGUCCCAGCAUAUCAGGGAAGGCAAAAGUUUGCAAGUUGCUCAAUUUACAAGGUUUUCACUUACGAGAGUACUAAAUAUAUUUUCAGUACCUCUAUUGCUUGAGAAACGUUAUCAGGAUACUUCAUUCAGUGUGGCGCCGCCGUCGCUGGCGAGUCGCGGCAAGGGAGGUGGCGGGGGUGCGGGAGGCGGCAGUAACAAGGUGCUUGUCAUCGGAGCGGUGGUCGGUGCAUCUGUCCUCCUGCUCAACGUGCUCCUCGUCGCAUGUUGCUUGCGCCGGAAAACCAACAAACGCAUCACAGGUUUGCCCGAGGAGCUGAUAGCUGGCGCGGAACUGCCGCUGCUGCUGACGCUCGGUGUCGCGUUCACCGCCGCGCUGCUACUCAUUCUCAACAUCACUCUGGUCGCCUGCUUCGUUUACCGCAAACGCGCAAGAUCUGGCAUUGUGUCAUCAGGUGUGAGCGAACAGAGUAGCAGUAAAUCUGCAACAAUAGAAAUGUAUGCUCCCAGUAGUUACAAUGAAACAGUGACGGGCGAAACGUUGAGCUCCGUGUCGGAAAAAAGCGAAAGCUACUCUGACAGUAAUCAGGACUAUACGGAGGAUGCGAGGAAGCAAGCUGCAAGCACGUAUUUGAUAGAGCAAAUCGAAUAUCCAUUCCAAUACCCUGGCUAUGAGAUGCAGCACCAAAUCAAAGAGGCUGAGACGAUCGGUCUGCAGAGGAACACCUACGGAACACUCCCACACAACGGAAGUGUUUGCGACUGUGUAGGUGGAGUGGGAGUGGGGAUGGUGGGCCCCUACCCCGACGGUGGAGCCCCCUACUACAACGUGAGUGCGGACGCCCGCUACGUCGCAUAUCCGCCACCUCCUCCCGUGCAGUUCGCUCAACCGCCCCUGGCACAUCCGCCCCCGCGUCCUGUGCCACCUCCGGACGUGACCGUGCUCACGGCGCCGCCCCCCAUGCUAUCCACCUUCAGCUACAACGCCAUGGAGACCGAGGGUCAUCUCGUGUGACAGAGUCUGCCCGUCUGCUGAUUUCGGCACACCAAGAACGGUCUGCUUUACUAGACUGUAUCCACUCGCACUUACAUUUUGUAAUAUAAAAACAGAUUUUGUUCUGGUUUUUGAACAUGAAUUUCAAAAAAUGAGAAACUGGAAACUGAAUUUAAAUUUGAGUCUCACCUUGAUUUAGCAGAAUCAAACUAUGCUAUUCGAAUCGAAAACUUAAUGAAAGUUUGAAGUUUCAACAACCGGUUGACCUUCGAUAAAUGAUCGAGUGGAUUAUGAAUUUGAUGUGUCAAGAAGAUAAUGUAUCGAUGUGACUGAAUUAGUAGUAAUGUUUUGUAGAACCCACUCAUGACAAACUUUUCAGUAUUUUUCUUUGACUCGAGCAGUGUGGUUAAUGCUUCAGAUUCAUCAUCUAUCUCCUAAAUGAUUGUCUUUGAAUAAGUAGACAAAUCUUAGUUUUUGAAGACAACUGACAUUUACUGAUAUUUAUUGGUAAUCUAUUCCACAAAUUGAUUGGUUAGAUUCAAUCAUCGUUGCAUUUCUCAAUAUGAAACAGAAAAUAAUAAAAAUAUAUGAGUACCGGUAUUUAUAGUUUUCAUUGAAGACUGAAAAAUUGUUACUGAUAACUACAUAGAUUUAUGUUUUCAAUUCAUGGUUUGAUUCUGCAAAAAUAUCACUUGAUAGAAAGUGAACACCGGUAUGCCGUAACUGUAUCUAGAGCCCAUAAAUCCAUCACAUAUCUCAACUUUGAAUUUUUAUCAUUUUUUUAAUAUGAUUUUAAUGAUGAAGCUUUUAAAUUCUCAUAUUCUUAAUUUUAAACAAGUGGUAGAUAAUAUUUUUCCUUGUUAAUUUUGUAGCCAGUUAUCUUAGUCUUGUUUAAUCUCAUCGGUUAUAUUGUUUUAAAUUGAGUUGUUUAUCAUGAUUUAUGUAUAUAUUUUUAUUUUUGUAGAUAUUCUCCAAGAAUAUUCUUUUUAAAAUUAUAUUUCCGUAACAUUUUACUUUUUAAUUCUAUUGAAUCAGUAUCAUAGUGGUAAUUUUUGGUUUUAUCAUAGGAAUUCUAUUAUCGUUGUAGAUAUUCUCCAAGAAUAUUCUUUUUAAAAUUAUAUUUCCGUAACAUUUUACUUUUUAAUUCUAUUGAAUCAGUAUCAUAGUGGUUAAUUUUUGGUUUUAUCAUAGGAAUUCUAUUAUCGUUGAUUUUAUUAUUUAUUCAAAUUGUUUCAAUUAGGAAACCUUUAUUACUAAACAUAUUUCACAUUUCCGAUGUUUUCGUUUAUUGGAUGGUUUGGAUAAUAUCCCGAUUGGUUGCCAUCAAUGGCAGACCAAACAAAAAACAUAUAUAAGAAGGCGUUGAGUUAAUGGGAACUAAAAAUUGAAUCAAUUUUUCUUUAAUAAAUAAUUUUUGUGAAAAUAGUGAUGUUCUGGAUAAAGUUCCUAACUCUGUUUUUAUGUUACAAAUGUAAGAGCUUUUUGUGUUCAAGAAUAUCUGAAAACAAUAUUUUUGGUGGUUCGUGAUAGGUGGAGAAUUAUUGAAUUGUGAUAGACACUUUUUGUUGGUAACGAACAAUAUCCACACAGCGUAAGUGUGGAUUAGUGAGGUGCGAGUGUCUUAGGAUGGAUGUUCAUCAAAUGAAACAGGAAUGUGUUCGAAACUACGUUCAUUGCGUUUUUAGUGAUUUUGUUUUUAUUGUUCGUUUUUAGUCUUUGUUUUAUGUGUGACUUUUCAUAAUUUUACUUGAAAAAUUUCCCAUGUCUCUGUUCUAAAAUGACUUUGUGGAUAAUAUCGACUUAUGAUAUAUUAUCAUAUUCAUGUUUCUAUCAAUGAAAAAACACGAUUACUCUUAUAACUUGAUUAUGUGGGCUGAUAUCAUAUAAUUAUCACAUUAUUAGUUGAUAGCUAUCACUGUAUUUAUCUAAAAUCCAAGCAUAGUAAGCACUAUUCCGAAACUAAUUUGUUUUCUAUUUAGUUAAUACUUUAAUUAAACAAAAUAAUUUUUCACUAAUUAUUUUUUCAUUCCAAUUUUAAAAAUAUUAUUUGUCCUCUUUAGCAUUAGAGUUUUGCUGUAGAAAUGAUGAAGGGAACUAAUGUAAUAUCUCAUCUUUAUUCUAGUGAAGUUUCAGUUUAUUUUAAAUGGAAUUUUAUGCAUAUUAUUAUCCACCAAAUAUAGCAUGAAUCAGAACAAUAACAAUUAUUAUAUUUAAAUUCCGCUGUCUAAAUCAAUUACAGAUAUUUUAUUAAAAAUUUUUCAUUAAUCAUAAAUCCUCACACAUUUUUAGUAAAAUGUCUGGUGAAUCCUGGAUUAUUAGUUUUUCUUCUAAAUUCCUAAAAAGUAUUUAGUUUUUGAAACUUUAAUUCAAAUUUAGCUUAUUGAAAUCAUUCAGAAACCCGCUGGUAGAAGUAACUAUAUUUAUCUACAUAAAUGAGAUUCGAGACUCAAAUACUAUCCAUUCCAAAAAUAAUGGAACAUUCCUAAUAUUGAUCUCAGCUUUUUUGUUUUGUCUUGAAUUUUAAUAAUCAUGUGACAGCUCACAGUAAAAACCAUCAGAAAAUAGGGAUCGCAAUUACUUAUUAGUAAAAAAGAAUACGACAAUAACAAAUUUGAAAAGUGUUCAUAAUUGAACAAUCAAGCUCAAUACUUUGGAAUUAAAUGAAUGCCUUAUAGAAAAUUCAUUGGUACUGUGCUUGAAGAACUGAAUGGACAUUUCCUCUUCCGAAGACGUUUUUAAUGCUAAGCAAUAGUUUUGUUCUUGUACAUGCUUUUGAAUAUCCAUUCGAUUUCAAUGUAAAACUUUUGACAUAUUUUUGGAACAGUAGGUGUCAGAACAUUGUCCAUGCUAGUGACGCAAGACUGUCUUGCUAGUUCAUUAGAACCGUUCACCGUUUACUCUGAAAUAAGUUUCCCAAUAAAGAAACACUUCUUUGUUAGUACCUUAUCAUAUGUUGUGCCAUUAGAAUUGUCAUUGUGAAGUAUUGAAAAUGACAUCAAAGUGCUAUUGGAUCUUCAGAAAUCAAUCGUAUUGUUCAAUUCAUGUACAAUGUUUUUUAAUUUUUUUUUUACUGACUGAAAGUCAAAUCAUCCUCUACAUCCCACAUCUACGAUCAUUAACGAUUCGUUGUUAGUUUUCGAUCAUGAACGCAGUAAGACAUGGGUUAUUUUUCGAGUAGAUUCUGUGUGGAAACAGUUUUGUGAAUCAAAGUAUUUAUUUUAAUACAAGGAACAAUAACUUUGAAAUAAAUCAUUGUCGACUUUAUAACACAGUGGUGUUAUAACGAAUUUAUAACACUGCUUAUGAACAUAUUGUUUUAUCAUUUUAGAUUUUGUUUUUGUUAGUUGCUCCGUAUCUGACAUAAUUGUGAUUGAUGUUAAAUCUGUUGCGAUGUGCAUUGUGGAAGCCUAGUCGUCAGAGAAUCGUACCAAAGUAGUGUACAAUGUACAUAAUAGUGACAGUAGGGUCUUUAAUGUAAAUAUAUUGGUUAUGAUUGACCGACUGUUAAAUCAGCUCAAUUCCAUUUUUUAUAACAUUAAUAAUUGAUGAUCUAAUGUUGAUAAUAUUGAUUGAUUGAUUGUUUGAUAUUAAUAUUUAUGAUACCUCUAUAUAUAUGACGAAUAUAAUCUGUUUUGAAACAAGGAAAUACAUGAAAAUUUCACUCUGUUCUCAUCAACUCUUCGAGUCUAUGUUUAAAAUUCUCUCAAAUCAUUAUUAAUUGUGUAAUCCUGAAAAGAAAAUUAAUUUUGAAUGUUGAUAAUUGUGAAGAAGAUGAGGAUUAAUCUCAUGACUAGUUCGAUAACUUGAGAUUUGUGGUUAAUUUCAUAGAAAUUAAAUUCUUAUAAUUUUUUUGUGAUUCGAAUAGUCUGUGGAUGUGCCAAAACUAGAAUAAAAUCAACUCUUAGAGCAUAAAUGUUUCAAAAAAAAUUCAUAAUAUUGUUGCCGAGAAUGAGAAUGAUAUUUUCAUGCAUUUACAACGCAUAAAAAUCAAUAAUACCCCGCGUUUAUAAUAAAUUAAAAAUCUGUUACAAUUAUUACGAUCGUAUCAAAUUGUAUUUUGAUCUCACUAUGUUUCCUUUUGUUCUGAUACAGAAAUUGAUACGUCCUUGGCAUUUUAGCCAAAUCGAUUUGAAUCUGAAUGAUAAUAUUCUAUUGAUUGUUGAAGAACAUUUGUUCUCUUAAGGAAAUUUGUAAAAAUAAUAAGGAACAUUUCAAAUAAGAUCAUUAUUUUUGUUUUCUAAAUGUUGAGAUACUUGAAAUGUGUCCUUUGUAUGUAUGUAUGUAUUGUAUGUAUGUAUAUAUCACUUAGACUUAGGGGAAGAGCAAGGUGAACGGCCUAUAAUACUUUUCAUACAUCUCACCUUUUAUAUUUAUUUAUCGCUUAUCAAAAGUUUGUGUACAUUUCGGAGUGCUGAACCAUAGUACCUUCCUAGUUUUAGCAUUUUGUAUAGCAGGUAUUUUCUUUAAAGUUUCAACAUUAUCAGUAUCUCUAUAACUGAGAUGAUUAAAGGAGAUGUUUAUCUUUGAAUAGAGGCUUUUUAACUAUAAAUUGGAAGUUUCCUAAAUUGAAAUUAAAAAUUUGAUGUAUUAUAUUCAGUCUCUUCAAAACAUUGAUCGUAUUUUUUCUAUUCUUGGUUCCAUUCAGAUAUUUAAGAAUAUAUUGUGAGAAUAAUAAAUUGUAACGUAUAUGAUUAUUGAUUAUCAUAAAAUGUUUAAUUAUCAUGAUUCUUUAUGCCAUUAUCAUGAUCCCAUUAUGCUUGAAUUUUGAUCCCAUAUUUGAUUUUUGUUACAGAAUAUUUUCAGAUGUUUUCUUCUACAACAAUCAUUCAUUGUUUGUUAUCAAAAUAACAUCUCACAAUUCUUUUCACUAUUCUCCUUAAGUUGAAAUUGUCAAUUCUUAAAUAAUUUUUGCACCAUUUUCAUAUAAUUUUUAGUUACUGAUUGGAUACUGCAAUCAAUAAUCAAUCAUACAUCACUAUUUUUUUGCACAUGAUUAUUACAAUAUUUAUAGACUCCUAAAAAUAUUAUUUGCAUUUAAAACAUGCUAUUUCAUUAAAAAAUCUUCAAUCUAAUUUAAAUUCAUCCAAAAAAAUCUUUAAAUCAAACUAAUUGUUUCAAUAAGCAUCAGUAUCCCAUUUUUAAUUAGUAUAAGUUGAAACUAAAGUGGAUCCUGCCAUGCACUUCAAAUAGGCCAAAGUAAUCUACCAUCUUUUACCAAGUUGAGGAAUGAAUAUUGUUAUGCGCGCGAGUGUGAAUUGAAAUGUUGAACUUUAUGUUUUGAGCUGUUUUAAAUUCUUCAAUGUUUACUACAAGUUGUCUCUGAUUUUUCAUGCUAAAUGUUGUAUGCAAUCUUUUGCUGACAGUUGUAUUUUAUAGACAUUGACAUUUUUAUUUUGACCGAACCUUCACAUUUGUAUUAAAAAUCAAUCAUUUGUUUAUUAAAAUUGAUUUUUAAUA
Molecule: messenger RNA, 9555 nt
Organism: Nilaparvata lugens (brown planthopper)
Lineage: Eukaryota; Metazoa; Arthropoda; Insecta; Hemiptera; Delphacidae
Product: nephrin
Exons: 20
Coding region: 211-4119 (1302 amino acids)
Biological process (GO): cell-cell adhesion
Cellular component (GO): cell-cell junction
Molecular function (GO): cell adhesion molecule binding
Source: RefSeq, a predicted model, not a curated record